This is a messenger RNA of Rhagoletis pomonella (apple maggot), 795 nucleotides long. Its product is annotated as chymotrypsin-2-like. Gene Ontology annotation, molecular function: serine-type endopeptidase activity. Bases 1 to 795 code for a protein of 264 amino acids. Gene Ontology annotation, biological process: proteolysis. The record is from RefSeq and is a predicted model, not a curated record. Lineage: Eukaryota; Metazoa; Arthropoda; Insecta; Diptera; Tephritidae. The transcript has a single exon.
AUGAAGGUGUUUAUUUUUUGCGUUGCUUUUUUGUUUGCCAAUACACAAGCAAUACUUCUUCAAUAUCCUAAAGACUAUGUAAAAAGUUCGUACGAGGGUCGUAUCAUUGGUGGCCAAAACGCACCGGAAGGUUUCGCGCCAUAUCAAAUUUCACUUCAAAGUUCCUCUGGUUAUCAUAGCUGUGGUGGUGCUAUUAUUGACAAGGAUUGGAUAUUAACCGCUUCGCACUGUGUUAGCUAUAAAUCACCAAGUGAUUUGAUUAUUGCAACAGGAUCCAAUCAAUGGGAGAAGCCGAAUGCCACAUACGCAGUAAAAUCAAUUCAUAUGCAUUGUCGAUACAACACACCGUACUUGCAUAAUGAUAUAGCCUUAUUGAAAUUAAAUUCAUCGAUCGAAUUUAAUGAAAAAACUCAGCCAAUAGCAUUGCCAACAGAGCAGAUGAAGGAAGGCGAUGAGGUAAUUUUAACGGGCUGGGGCUCGACAGAGCUGUAUGGUGAUACUCCGGAUGAUCUGCAGAUGAUUUACUUAAAAUAUUUGCCUCAUAAGAAGUGUAAGGCAGCUUUUAACGAUUCCUCUGACGUGGAUGUUGGACACAUGUGUACCUAUACGAAGUAUGGAGAAGGUGCAUGUCACGGUGACUCUGGUGGGCCUCUAGUGAGUGCCGGAAAAUUGGUUGGCAUUGUUAAUUGGGGCUACCCUUGUGGCAUUGGCUAUCCAGAUGCACAUGCAAGUCCAUAUUUCUAUGUGGAUUUUAUUCGACGUGUAAUGGCAGAAAAUACAAAGUGUGUAACAUAA